This is a messenger RNA of Bacillus rossius redtenbacheri, 1361 nucleotides long. It is a transcript of the gene RabX6, whose product is annotated as ras-related protein Rab-30. The record is from RefSeq and is a predicted model, not a curated record. NCBI's taxonomy places the organism in Eukaryota, Metazoa, Arthropoda, Insecta, Phasmatodea, Bacillidae. Gene Ontology annotation, molecular function: GTPase activity; GTP binding. The transcript is spliced from 4 exons. Bases 472 to 1095 code for a protein of 207 amino acids.
UGAUCAGUCGGGACUGAUAGACUGACGAACUUAUGGCUUGCCAUCGAAUCGGAGUGUUUGCUCGAGAGCCCUCUGUUCUAGCUGCUGUUUGUGGGAACAGCGUCUCGCCAGCCCAAUCAGUCCAUCAUUUGAGUGUCGUAGCAGACAUCUUUGUUGUUAUUGGCCACCCUUUUUUUUCUGACUUAAAGUUCAACUGUAAUUUCAACAUCCAAAGUUUUUUCCAUAUCCAACGAUGAAAAUUAUGCAUCCAACAGCGACAACAACCAUAACCACAAGACUGAUCUCGUGUGGGGAAGGCUUCAGUCUGAACUGAGCACGUGGACAGAUUGGGCCUUAAUUCACUGCAAACUUCAGUUUGGGCUGAUUAGUCCGGACUGGUAGCUGGACUGAUUUUGUGUGGGAGCCAACUUUGCAUAGCAUUUUUUUUUACGUUAUUUCUCAAAACAGAACUGUUUAUUUUUGGAACCGUAGAUGGCAUCUGUAAAGGUACCAGAGCAGAAAGUCAUAUUGUGUGGUGAAUAUGGAGUUGGCAAAAGUUCGCUGUUUCGGAGAUACGCUGCAAAUGCAUUUGUCACAGCCACAGACCGCAGAUCAACGCUAGGUCUCGACCACUUCGACAAAGCGUACAAAGUGGGUGGGAAAGAGAUAAGGCUGCAGCUGUGGGACACGGGAGGCAUGGAGCGCGUCGCCUCCAUCACGUCCAGCUACUACAAGUUCGCGGAGGCGGCCAUCCUCGUGUUCGCGCUCGACAACGCCGCCUCGUUCCACAUCCUCUCGCAGCACCUGCUCGAGAUAGUCUCGUAUGCGGAGAACGCCAAGAUAUUCCUGUGCGGGAACAAGUCCGACCUGGAGGGUCACACCCCUCAGGUCUCCGACAGCGACAUGGAGAGCUUCUGCGAGCAGUGCCACAACUUGAUCAGCGCCACUUACAAGACGUCCUGUAAGACUGGCGAGGGUGUGGACGAAAUGUUCGCAGACAUUGCCAAGCAUCUCAUUCUGUCGAAUCGCUCAAAGUUUGAGCUGCAGACUAUGGACAAAGAUUCGUUCAAAAUAACACCGCCAGAUGAAGUGGCUGAGCCGGUGUGCUUGUGUUGAACUUAACUACGAGACUACGCUCGAUUUUGCCUUUGCAGCUAAUCAGCCGAGCCGAGCCAUCUAACGUGUGUGCGUCCCUCUCUGUUCCCACCGCAUUUAAUGUGCAAAGUCAUCUAGUUGUUUGUGAUGGAUAGUUUGGUAAUGUGUGAGCUUUCCAAAGGUAGCAUGUGGUUUCGUAGCAUUAAAAAUAUAUAUAUUAGGUGUUAUUCAGAUACAGUGUAACCACAUUAAAUCAAAUAUUGUACAAAUAUAGUGAGUGAAAUUUG